Molecule: messenger RNA, 2406 nt
Organism: Rhincodon typus (whale shark)
Lineage: Eukaryota; Metazoa; Chordata; Chondrichthyes; Orectolobiformes; Rhincodontidae
Product: noggin-like
Exons: 1
Coding region: 1-777 (258 amino acids)
Biological process (GO): osteoblast differentiation; negative regulation of BMP signaling pathway; dorsal/ventral pattern formation
Source: RefSeq, a predicted model, not a curated record
AUGCCUCGGGAGGUUUCUCACACAGUUGCGACACUCUUUCCCUGUCAGGCCAUUAUCGUUUUGCUCCUCGUACAGUCCGGAUUGUUAGCACAGCCGCGAAGUCACUCUCCGGACGCCCAGGCGGGAAGGCCGGGUAUCCGGCUCCGGCCCACUCCGCGCCCAGGCUCCGAGGCCGAGAGCGCUUGGAGCAGGAUGAAGGCUUCGAACAGCGUCCGGCCCUACUCCCUCACCCUGAGUGACGACCAUUACCGUUACUCACCGAGACCAAAGCACCUUGACUCGAAGAGGCUCCGGAAGCUCCUCGGUCCCGCCUUCGACCCUUUCUGGAUGUCGGUUACGGGUCGCCAUAGAAACGAGAGCGAGCGUGACGACCUGUUGCAGCUGAGCAGCGAGCUCGCGGCCGCAGCACUGCGGCUGCGCGGGAAGCUCUGGCAGGAGGCACGGCGGUUGGAACCGGCCGGCAUGGCCAGCGAGGCUGCUAAAGCCCAGUGGAGGCGCUGGAUGGUGCGGGAGGCCAGCUGUCCCCUCACGUCCUGGUGGGUGGACCUGGGGGCCGUCUUCUGGCCGAGGUGGGUAAGGCACACCGACUGCGACAGGGGCCGGGCCAGCUGCUCCUGGCCCCCGGGCAUGAGUUGCUCACAAGCCGAGUGGAUGCACAUCAAGCUGCUGGUGUGGCACUGCUGGACCGUGAAGGAGCGAGUGAGAGCAUCGCAGCAGUGCACCUGGAGGCAGGUACCAUACCCUGUAGUGACCGCUUGCAAGUGCUCCUGUCGGUGAAGCCAUCCUGCUGGCUGUUCAUCCCCUGCCCCCACCCCUCAUCCUUUUCAAACACCGUGCAGAACCCAGCCAGGGCUAUCUCCCAGCUCUCAAACUACAGUUAGAUCAGGGAACUAUGUAAUCUUGUCUUCGAGAUGAUCAGAGGGUCACUGGACAGAAACUUAUGUUUUACUUCUCAGUCCACAACAAGGGAAGAUGGUAGGAUCUUAAAAUUCCAGCCAGGCCAUUCGGGGGUGAUGCCCAGAAGCAUUCUUUACACAGAGAAAUCUAGAACCCUUCCUCUACUAAAAUGUUGUCGAGGGUGGAGCCUCUAUUGAACAUUUCUAAAUUGGAAUGGGUAGAUUUUUAUUAGGCAAGGGGGUCAGGGGUUACAGAACCAAGGUGCUUUGAUGGAGUUAUGACACAGAUUAGCCAUGGUCUAGUUCAAUGCCAGAAUAGGCUCAAAGGGCUGAACAGCCUCCUCUUAUUCCGAUAUUCCAAAUGAGGCAAAUUGGCUCAUCUUUAUGCUCUGUGCAAGUGUGACACCGCUCCCCUUUUCAGCAUCCAAUUGAGGCAGUUGAGGGUAGUUAUAAUGUAAUUGUACCAGUUGUGCCCUGCAAUGAAUUCAUUCCUGAGCAGGGAUGGGGCAGGGUAUGGAGGGCCCGGGGAAGGAGAAUGUGAGGCGACGGCUGAGCUACACUAGGCUGCUUGCACUGAGAAGUCCUCAUCUCGGCUAAAGGCAGUUGUAAACUCUGGCAAACUCCUGCGUCCUGUGCUGAGGUUAUAGUGAAUGAGCUGUGGAACCAUGUGAUCAUGGGAACAUACAAAUCAGGAAUAGGAAUAGGCCAUUCAGGCCUGUUCUGCCAUUCAGUAAGACCGUAGCUGAUCUGAUUGUGGCCUUAACUCCAUAUUCCUGUCUGCUCCACCUGAUAGCCAUCAACCCCCUGACCAGUCAAGCAUCUAUAUGCCUUUGCUUUAAAAAUAUUCAAUGCUCCCACCUCCGCAACCCUCUGGGGAAGAGAGUUCCAAAGAUCCAAAACCCUCUGUGAGAAGAAGUUCUUCUAAGCUCCGUGUUAAAGGGGAGGCCCCUGAUUUUUAAUCUGUGCUCCCUAGUUUUAGUCUUUCUCUAUCAGAGAAACAUACUCUCACCAUCCACCCUGAGAGUUCCCUCCAGACCUUAUGUUUCAAUAAGAUGGAGUGAACCCCUCUCCCACCAUAUCUCUGCACAAAAACAAAGUUGCUGGAAAAGCCCAGCUGGUCUAGCAGCAUCUGUGAUGAAAAAACAGAGUUAACAUUUCGGGUCCGGUGACCCUUCCAGCUUUUCCAGCAACUCUGUUUUUGUUCCUGAUUUACAGCAUCCGCAGUUCUUUCAGUUUUUAUAUCGUAUCUCUGCACCUGCCUUCCCCAAAUAGAGGAGUGCUGACUGGAAUUAGUUUUCUUGCUUUAUCUUCAAUAUUGUAUGGGUGAGGCAGCCAAUCCAGGCAGUUACAGGAUUUGUUUGAGAUCAGUUGGUGCCAAGUUUUCUGCCUUUUGUUAUUCAUUAAUGGAUUAUUGCACUCCUAAUUGCCAAGAGGGUAGUUAAGAGUCAACCACAUUGCUGUGGGUCUGGAGUCACAUGUAAGCCAUACCAUGUAAGGACAAGAACAGAAA